Poecilia reticulata (guppy) is the source of this 6245-nucleotide messenger RNA. The record is from RefSeq and is a predicted model, not a curated record. NCBI's taxonomy places the organism in Eukaryota, Metazoa, Chordata, Actinopteri, Cyprinodontiformes, Poeciliidae.
AUGUCGUCUACAAUAUCACACCAACCACCAAAAGACGACGAAGAGGAGGAUGAUGAAGAGCAAGGGGAAGAGUUUAUGUUUGAUGACAGCACAGAUGAGGAAAAAGCUCAGGAAGACAUCACCUCGGAAUGUAUUACACCUGUCUGUGUGCCAAAACCUGACAACAACGAGGCAUCAGAUGCUGUAGCUGCAGACGGCACACAGCUUUUUAAACCUCCACCUCCUGCUGGACCGGAGAGAAUUGUGGCUUCAAGUCUCACCACUGAUGUUCCAGCGGCUGAGUCACCAAACGAGGUCUCAGCAGCACCAGCAGCAGCCGAGCCUGGUGCAUCAGAUCGUUGUCUGGGAGAGGAGCUUCCCGUGGAGCCGCCGUCUGAUUCAGGAGAUCGCAGCAAAGAAACCGUUCAGGGAAGCUCUGACUCGAGGGACAUCUCUGAAGAGGUAGGAGCACCAGAGGCUUCGUUAGAGGUGAUCUAUGAUGACGUUCCCAGCGAGGAACCUCUCUCCCCUGAUGAAGCAGACAUGAUCUAUGAAGAUGUCCAAAGAGAGAGUGGUCCUUUGGAGGCAAACAACGGGUGGAGCUCCAGUGAGUUUGAGAGCUACGAUGAGCAAUCUGAUAACGACGCCAAGCUGCCGGCAAGAAGCAAGCUCUCACCUGAAGUGCAUCGGCUGAGGGAGCGGUGUGCCAGGACCAAACGUGAACUGGCUAUGAGGCUGUCUGGAAAGCACAACUAUGACAUCAAGGUUCAGCAGCUCAUGAGGGCGGCAAGAACCGGAACGAAGGAUGGACUCGAGAGGACUAAAAUAGCCGUCAUGAGAAAAGUGUCAUUCCUGCAGAGAAAAGAUCAAAUGGAGAGUUCAGAAGUUUCUUCAUAUUUUAGAGAGGAGGAUGAUGAUGCUGGAUACCUGGAUGUGGCUGUGUCAGAAGUGAAGCAUCCUCCCCCGCAGCUGAGCCCCAUGCCAGAAGGGUUGACCAACCACCAGGUUGUCAGGCGCCAUAUCCUUGGCUCCAUCAUUCAGAGCGAGCGGAGCUACCUGGAAUCUCUCAGGAGGAUCUUGCAGGAGUACCACAGACCGUUGAUGGAGGCAGAGCCGCGCAUACUGAGUCCAAGGAAGAUCCGGCCCAUUUUCCACCGAAUCAGAGAGAUCACACAGUGUCACUCCAUGUUCCAGAUUGCGCUGGCUUCCCGUGUGGCAGAGUGGGACAGCAGUGAGAAAAUCGGGGACUUGUUUGUUGCCUCGUUUUCUAAGUCCAUGGUGCUGGAUGUGUACAGUGAUUACGUGAACAACUUCACCAAUGCAAUGGCUCUCAUUAAAAAGGCAUGCAUGUCCAAACCGGCAUUCUUGGAAUUUCUAAAGAGGAAACAGGCCUCCAGUGUGGACCGGAUAACUCUGUACGGACUGAUGGUGAAGCCCAUUCAGCGAUUCCCCCAGUUCAUUCUCCUCUUACAGGACAUGCUUAAGAAUACACCAAAGGGCCACGUGGAUCGUCUUCCCCUGCAGCUCGCACUGACAGAGCUGGAGACGCUGGCUGAGAAGCUGAAUGAACAGAAGCGAGUAGCUGACCAGAUUGCAGAGACUCAACAACUUGCCCGCAGCGUCAGUGAUCGCCUGCUCAGUAAGCAACUGAACUCGGAGCAGAGGUCACUGGUCCUUUGUGAAACACUUAUUGAGACUGUGUAUGGCGAGCGGGGACAAGUCCUGAAAUCGAAGGAGAGGAAGGUCUUCCUUUUUGAUGAUGUGCUCAUCUGUGCCAACAUAAAUGUCAAAGGACCUCCGGAUAUUAGCAGCCUCGUUCCUGUUGGCCCCAAGUACACCAUGAAGUGGAGCGCCACCCUUCAGCAUGUGCAAGUAGUGGAAGUUGGCCAGGAGAACUCUCAAAGCAAAGACACCUUGUUUCAGCAGAGUGGGACUAAGAGGCCAAGUGGGGCCUGCAAUUCAGGUAAAGCUCUCCUGGGCCCUCCACGGUUGUACCAGGAGCUGCAGGAACUUCAACAUGACCUUUCAGUUGUGGAAGAGGUUACUCUGCUAGUGGGCACACUGCAGGGGAUAUACCAGAACCUAAACACCACCGUGUCCCAGGACUGGUGUCUGGCUCUGCAGAGGCUUAUCCGCAUCAAAGAAGAACAAAUCCAGUGUGCUAACAAGUGUCGCUUACGCCUGCAGGUGCCUGGCAGGCCAGACAAGUCUGGCCGUCCAGUUAGUUUCAUGGUGGUCUUCAACACCCCCAACCCUCUUAGUAAGAUCUCCUGGGUCAACCGACUGCACUUGGCCAAGAUUGCACUAAGAGAGGAAAAUUCUCGAGGUUGGUUAUAUGGAGAAGAUGAAGGGAAAACAAUAGUACCAUUUUCCUGUCCACUGCUUGCCUGUCACAUGCCUGUCUUUGCUACAAAGUCAGCGGAAAGAAAGCUUGAAACUGCUCUUCACAACCCUGUUAACUGUGCAUUGUUGGGCUUUUCUGCAGCGAGUACCUCUUUACCUCAAGGCUACCUCUGGGUGGCUGGUGCRGGCGAAGGUUUUCAGGGCCACAUAGAGGUUUUUUCCCUCAACAGGCCUACCCCCCGCGCUGUGAAGAGCCUACAGAUCAGUUCUGCGAUUCGAUGCUUGGAGUACGUGCAGGCGCCUUCACCAACAGAGGAGGAAGAUGUGGGCACUCACAAGGCCGCCGCAGGGACCGGCACCAACAUUUGUGUUGGAUUAGAUGAUGGCCGCAUUCUGGUCUAUGGGAGCGCGGACACGGCAGCACAAUGCCUAUUGACCCUCCACAACCCAGAGGGCUGCCCUGUGCUGUGCCUGAAGCACUCCGCUCGCUUCCUGUUUGCGGGUUUGAGGAAUGGUACAGUGAUGGUUUAUGGAAGAAAUAACAAUGAUGACCUCUGGGACCCUGAAUCUCCAAUAUGCGUUAACCUGGGAGCGGAGCCAAUACGGACUUUGCUGGUGCUGGAUGAAUCUGUGUGGGCAAGCUGUGGGAACUCUGUCACAGUCAUACAAAUAUCUACCCUUACAACUCAGAAAUUUGAAGUCCAUCCAGACCCAAUGAUCAGUGUUACACAUAUGGCCUGUGCUGGUGGGGGGGUGUGGAUGUCCUUCUCAGAGGGCUCCUCCAUUCGUCUCUUUCAUACAGAAACACUGGAGCUUCUGCAGGAAAUCAACAUUUCAACACGUUCAAUGCUGCAGAACACUGGUAAACAGACAACACACAUCAGCACCUUUGUAUGCAUUCAGGCAUUCAUAUGCUUCAGAUAUAGAAAAAAAAAUUGUUUAUUGUUUCAUAAAAUUUUACACAAUGGUUUCUGCUAUGAACAGUUUUCUCCUGAUCUGCUCAAGAGGGAUUCUGUUGGGGACGGACCAGACUCUGCCUGUGGAGGUGAAGACCGAAGUGACUCCUCCUCACAGGAAUCCUUGCAACCUUCCAGUUGCUACAAAGCGGAAGAGAAAGGAAAAGGACGGGGCGUUCUGCUGCAGUACAGGCUGCGCUCCACAUCAGGACUACCGGGACGGCCGCUGACAGCUCACGGGGACGAGGCCUCCGACUCGUCCCUGGAGUCUUUGGAGCACAGCGUGGAGGACGGAUCUAUCUACGAACUCAGCGAUGACCCGGAAAUGUGGGUUCGAGGACGUCCAUGUGAGAAGGACGCGGUGCGUAGGGACAGGGUGAUAUCUGCUGCRGUCAUAUCAGGAGGAAAAGGUUUUCGUAGACUGAAGGAAGGAAUAGGCGUAGGUUCUAGGACAAGUGGAGACUCUUUAGAAAAUACUCUUAUGGUAUGGCAACUCCCACUGACCGUGUGAYAUGGAGAAAAACACARCAGGAUUUGUCUUCAUCAGCAUCUGCUCAACUUUGCCUCGAAUCACCUGUUACACCAAUUUAGCAGAUUUGAAUGUAUGAGGAAACGCUGCCUCUGUCACAGAGCUUGACAUUCUGUCAUCACCCUGUGGAAAAAGGAAGCCAAGACAUGUUGUUUGUGACAGACGCUAUCGGUCUAAAAAGAUGCUUUAAAUGUUCAGGACUGUGUAUCRUCAUCUUACCAGCGGUGGCAGAGGUCACYGCAGAUCAGUUCCAUGCUGUCAUCCUGAUCUGGUUUCUCCUCCUGCCUUAGUUAAGACUGAUAUGCCUCACUUUAACUUCAUCAAAGCCGCAUGUGCUCUGCCACAUUUAUUUUCUGCAGAGGACUUCAAAUAAGAGUGUCCAUGGACAGCAUGCCUUUGAGGAGAAGCCUUUGUUGAAUCCACCGUGCUCUGCACAGUUAGAAAUGGAUGUUAUAUACGUGAUCCUGUGGGAGAGAUCCCAUCGGUCUUAGAGCUGGAAGCUGAAGGCAAACAUGGCAUCAUAAAGCACAUUAGCAUCACUUUAUUAGUCUUGCCUGYGUAUUUUUUCCAUCCCGUACAAUGUGAACAAAUAACACCUCCAAAUAUGUAUGAAAAAAUAAUCUGUGCAUUUCUUAAAAAAACACAAAAACAAAACUGAAAUCUCUAUUGUUGCAGUAUUUAGAAAUUAUAAGUGUUUUGCUCUGAACAGCUGGUCAAUCUUUUUGUUUGGGUCUGACAUGUCAGUACAAACUUCACAACAAUGGAUUUUGGAGCCAAGUUACUCUGUGCUACAGUUCUCUGAUAAACAUUUCUAUUCUAGAAUUUAGAGAUUCAUUACCAAGUUUUGCAAAUUAUCAUCCUUUAGCCUUUUUUUUCUGCUUCUUUGUUCACUGUCAAGAAAAUCAGUACAAAUGUGUACACAAACCAGUUAAUACCCCAAAACAGAGGUUACAUAUCAAACACAAGUUACGAAUCAACACAAGAUUUGAAUGAAACAUUGUGGACAGCUGAAAAACAGAGAACACAAYGAGUGUCUUUAUUAUCAUAAGGAGGAUUCGGUGUGAAUUUAAUGGUGAAAUUUUACAUCUAACAAGUAGGCAGCAUGUCUAUUGCUUUUGUUAUGAAGCAUAGUAUGAAAAGAGCUCCAAAAGCAAAUUUAAUACAACCACUAAACAUUUUUUAUUUAAAUGAAUGUUCAUACUAACAUAAAACAACCUCACUAUUUUGUACUUUGUCGGCCUUCAUGUUUUAAGAUCACCUAAAAUAUUAUGUAAUCUAUUGUUAACAUGCUAAGAAUUUUAAAAACCUUUUUAAAAAAUAGCAAUUAAUAAUUUUAAAAGGAAUGUAAAUAUAAAAGGUACUGUUGGUUCUCUAUUGAACUUAUACAAGGACCUUGUAUUCUCCCAACAACUGCAAGAAUGUUGAAUCAAAAGUGGUAUGAGAAGAACUCAGUGGUACAGCGUAAGUUUUAAAAGGUUUUCCUUCAAAAUGUCUUGCUUGUAAAUUGUGUUAGCAUUGUCAGACUAGUAGCAUGAUAUUAACCCGUGAUUAAGAAUGAAGCAGAAGGUACAUACUUUCAAAUGUGUGUUUUUAAAGUUUUCUGGGGCACUUAGAUAAACUAUAAACAAAACGUUGCAUAUUUUGAUUAAACAAAGAAAUGGUGAUGAUUGCAAUUUUCUUUGCCAACUUAAUAYAGMGUAGGACAUUUUUCGUCAGGAGAGGCUUAUUUACUGCCACACCUGAGGUAAAUUUGAUUUGUAAAUACAUUUAAUGAGUCCCUCAUAGCUGGAAAGGAAUUCCAACAAAAAUACUGUAUACUAACAGCAAGAAAUAUGUACAAGAAAAAAGAAAAGUAAAGAUUAAAUGUAUGUCAUAUUGGACACAGAUUUUUUUUUUUGGCAUUUUCCCCUAACUGCAUAUGUUUUGUAUACAUUAAACACCCAGUUAUGCAGAAUCCUUUAAAAGGAAAGAUAAUUCUAACUUCCCUGCAAUGUUGUUAUAAACGCAUCAGACGCGUAUGCCCAGAUUAUGUAGGAUUCAGCCUGUUGACACCAUAGGGACUGCUUAUAUCAAGUUUAAUUUUUUUUGUUUGGGAAGAAGAGCAGGAGAUAUUAGGAGCAAUCCUAAUACAACUUUAUGAUUGUGUGGUAUACACUGUUAACAUUUGGUUGUCAAGGUACUUUGAUUAUAUUCCCACAUUUUAAAGAUGAAUGUAUGUUCUUGGUGGAGUCAUCUGAUGACAUAGUUCUUGAUAUUUUGAGUAUUUUUACCCCUGCACUGGAUUUUCCAUGGUAUUGAUUUUGAUGGAAACUGACUCAUUUAUAUCAUUUGCAUUUACUUAYAGUGAAUAUUUAUGUACUGAAUACUGAAAUAAGAACRAACAUACUGUACUAUUAGAUGGACAGGCUAUUGUACUAAAUAAACKUAUAUUUGAUUUU